Acanthocheilonema viteae is the source of this 1593-nucleotide messenger RNA. NCBI's taxonomy places the organism in Eukaryota, Metazoa, Nematoda, Chromadorea, Rhabditida, Onchocercidae. The record is from the annotation of a GenBank genome assembly.
AUCAUGGAAUCAAUUCCACAUGCGUUGGUAACCGUAGAUACAAUACCACCAGAUCGCGUUCCAGUUCUUAUUCCACAAGACAAUUCAAGUCGCUAUCGAGAAAUGAAUCUACGCAAUCGCAAGGGUGAUAGCUCAAAAAAUGGUGUCGCUCGAAAAGUUGGAUCGGAAGAACUUAAAAUUUUGGAACGAAUGGGCAAAUAUCAAACAAUGAUGGUUGAUCUGAGCUUACUUACUUGCUCACACAGUGACUGCAAGGAAAAGCAACCAUUUUCAUCACUGUUCACGUUUGCUUAUCAUCUUACAGUGAAGCAUAACCGCCGUGCUACAUCAAACAAGCGAAUCCCAUGUUAUCUGUGCGAUUUUGAAUCUCAGACAUACACUGCAUUGAUUGAACAUUUAAAAAGUUUGCACGAGCAGUAUUAUCAGGAACAUGUUACGGCACGUUCAACAUCCGAAGAGCUUAAACGAGGCAGGAAGGGAAAACAAGUAAAGACUGCACAAAUGCGAGGGCGAAGCUUGAGUCCAUUAUCCGAUGAUUUUCUUGAGACAGAAGAAUCAUCUGAUGGAUCAGAAGAGAUUGGAUAUGACUCGGCUCCUGUGCUGGAAUUAAUGGCAAAUGUGGAAGCUGAAAAUAUUGAAUUGGCGGUGAAGGAUCGUAUGGAUUACAUUAUUGCAGUUGUAUGUGGUGACAUCGAAAAAGAUCCGAUGUUGGAGGAAAGCAAAUAUGAAUUGAACGUACAACUUUUGCGUAAUGAAUCUUCUUCGGGAUUGCAAGUUCGACCGAAGGAACAUGCACGUCUUACCCAUGGAAAGACGGGCCAGUUUGCAAAAACUAGUCGAUCGGUUUGGGAAAAGAAAAAGUGCUGUCCACCAAUACUCCUUCGUAUAGCGCGUCACCGCUUGGUGGAAAAUGUGACAGUGGAUCAAAUAGCUGGUCCUAGUAAGAUUUCGCAAGAGAGUGAUGAAGAAGCAAAUCACGAGAUUGAAUUACCGAGGAUAUGUGUUAGGGGGCUUAAAACAAAAUUAAAUGCUAAACAGGCACUAAAGAAUGAUAUUAAGAAGGACGAGCUGGGCGGAAAUAAUGACAAAACUGAAGAUAGUCGUAAACAGCGUCCUUCACGUCAGCGUCGUAAACCAAACUGGAUUGAUGAAAACUAUGUUACUGGCUUUAAGAAUAAACGUGCUCGUCGCGAUGAUGAUGAUGUUGAUUUGGAAUAUGCACAAGCAAAGGGGCAAAGUCGACCAUCAUCGAGAACUGAAUCAAAAUGUACUAAAAAUGCAGAUAGUCAAAGUUCAACACCUGUUGAUCUUUGCAGUGCCAUUCCUGGUAUUCAAUCAGAGGCAAGCAGCGAAGAAACAUCGAACUCAUCAACUCCUGCUCCACAUGAAAGCACAUAUAAUAUUGCGACCACGAGCCAUGAAUUGGACAAUAGUGCAGCACGAUCGUCACAUCCCUUAUCGUCAGCUGCACUAUCUUCAGCUGGUGCAGAAAAUGUCAGGGAUGUAAUGACCAAGAAAACCUGCCGAUUACAGUAUACUCCACGAGCACGAAGAAUGAAAUAUGGAGAUGAUUUGUUAUCCAAUGCCGGUUAG